UAUAUUUUUGGAAAUCCCUUAUUAUUUUUAACCAACUUUGCGUAUCUUUUUAAAAGAUAUUUUCAUGGUGAAAUUUUUAAGCAGUUUAUAUCGUAAAAUUUUAGAAAUUAUAAGUGAUUUGCUUAUGUAAUGUUGAAAAAUGCUCUUAUUUGUACAAAAAUGAGAAGAAUGUUCGUGGAAAAUAUUCAUUUUCAGAAAAAGUGUUCUAUUUUAUAGCAUUGUCUUUUUUAUAUCGAAAGAAAGUCCUAUUUUUAACUGGGCUGGCAGCAAAGGGAGACAUCUGGUUGAUAGGAUUUAGGUUGCAUUUUUUUCUGCUGAAAAGCAUACACUUCCCAGUUUUUCAUGACACUUGAACUUAACCAACCAUAAUAGCCACAAAAAGGUUGUCUAACAUCUUACAAAUAGUUUCUACUGCUACUUGUUGAAGUAAAGAAGUUUCAUUGCAAAUGACUAAUAACAAUGAAUGGUGCUUUAAUAUGAUGUUUCUAUGUUAUUCAUUCAUUCCAAUGUAAAUCUUAGAUGCAUUGAUAACUUAAGAUAAUUUAUUUUACACUUAAGUCAAUAUAAGUUUUCAAUCACUAUGAGUUUAAAAGUACUUAAUGCUCAUGCUGAUCCCAAACCUUAUUCCUGUAGUGUGUGUAAUAAAAGUUUUUCCUUUUGGAGUUAUCUGACUGAGCAUAUUCGCAUUCAUACUGGUGAGAAACCUUAUUCUUGUGGUAUUUGUGAUAAAAGUUUUUCAUUUAAGAGUAAUCUGACUGAGCAUAAACAGGCUCAUGCAGGUGAGAAACCUUAUUCUUGUAGUAUAUGUAAUAAAAGUUUUUCAUUGAAGACAAUUCUAACUAGACACAGUCGCACUCAUACUGGUGAAAAACCGUACUCUUGUAGUAUAUGUAAUAAAAGCUUUUCAUUUUGGAAUCAUCUCACUGAGCAUAAUCGCGUUCAUACUGGUGAGAAACCUUAUUCUUGUAAUGUAUGUAAUAAAAGUUUUUCAUUUAGAAGUGUUCUGUAUGAACAUAAACGGUUUCAUACUGGUGAGAAACCUUAUUCUUGUAGUGUAUGUAGCAAAAGUUUUUCAAAAAAUAGUGAUUUAACUAGGCACAUUCGUACUCAUACUGGGGAAAAGCCUUAUUCUUGUAGUGUGUGUAAUAAAAGUUUUUCAGAAAAUAAUGAUUUAGUUAGACACAGUCGCAUUCAUACUGGUGAGAAACCUUAUUCUUGUAGUGUAUGUAAUAGAAGUUUUUCAUGUAGGAGUAAUUUGACGAAGCAUAAAGACGUUCAUACUGAUAAGAAACCUUAUUCUUGUAGUGUAUGUAAUAAAAGUUUUUCAUGUAGGAAUUAUCUGACAAAGCACAAAGGCGUUCAUACUGAUCAGAAACCUUAUUCUUGUUGUAUAUGUAAUAAAAGUUUUUCAUAUAGGCGAAAUAUGAUAAAGCAUAAAGACUUUCACACUGAUAAGAAGCCUUAUUCUUGUAGUAUAUGUAAUAAAAGUUUUUUAUCUAAGAGUAAUCUGACAAAGCAUGAAGGCGUUCAUACUGAUAAAAAACCUUUUUCUUGUAGUGUAUGUAAUAAAAAGUUUUCAUAUAGGCGUAAUCUGAUAAAGCAUAAAGAUGUUCAUAUUGAUAAGAAACCUUAUUCUUGUAGUGUUGUAAUAGAAGUUUUUCACUGAAGAAAAUUCUGACUGUUCUCAGCUGCGCUCAUAUUUGUUAAAAACCUUGUUCUUGUAGGGUAUGCAAUAAAGAUUUUUUUAUUUAGGAGUAAUCUGACUCAGGAAAGUCACACUCAUAUUGGUGAAAAACCUUAUUCUUGAAGUGUAUGUAAUAAGACUUUUUUGCAGAAGCCGCAUUUAUGGGCAUAAUCUCAUUUAAUCUGGAGAGAAGCCUUAUUCUUGUAGUGUGUGUAGCAAAGUUAUUUGGGAAUGUUUACAUUAUCUGUUUACAGUUUUGUUCAUACUGCUAAAUAGUUUUAUUUUUAUAAAAAAGUGUAAUAAUAGUUUUAUUUAACAUUAUAAUGGUCUAGCUGUCCACAUUCCUUUUCAUUCUGCUUAGAUAUCUCACUCUUGUAGUUUUAUGAAGAAUGUUAUGUGAUGAAUAAAAAUGUUUCAAUUGAAACGUU
This is a messenger RNA of Parasteatoda tepidariorum (common house spider), 2112 nucleotides long. RefSeq lists its product as uncharacterized. The record is from RefSeq and is a predicted model, not a curated record. Gene Ontology annotation, biological process: regulation of transcription by RNA polymerase II. Gene Ontology annotation, molecular function: DNA-binding transcription factor activity, RNA polymerase II-specific; RNA polymerase II cis-regulatory region sequence-specific DNA binding. NCBI's taxonomy places the organism in Eukaryota, Metazoa, Arthropoda, Arachnida, Araneae, Theridiidae.